AAUUUCCCGAAAUUUUUGAAAAAGUUUCAGUUAUAAAUAAAUUAUUUUCAAUAAAAACAAUAUUUUUUCACGCGAUUUUUUUCAAAGAAAAUAAAAUUUCUAUCAAAAAUUUGAUAAAGUCAUCCCCACAUUUAAAUCCAUCAAAAUAAGAUCUCGUUCAUCAAAAUCAGACAAGAAUUAUAUCUGGACUUUUUGUUGGCGUAAACCAUUAUAAAAUUAGGGGUGAUGAACAGCCUUAUACGAACUCUGUUAUAGAACGCCCCCAUCGAAUAUUUUCCAUAUCUGGACGUAACCAAACUAAUGCAUUACUCCAUGCAUAACGCGAUAAAAGAUCAGCUGAUAUAGACAUUAUUCGUAGUAACAGUAAAGAGGGAAUAACGGCUUAUUGAAUUACAUCAAAAUGAAUAUUCUUUUAAAUAAAUUUAUAGCAAAUUUAACAGAGGUGUUGAUAUCUCAAAUAACAUGACAACAAACGUAUUACUAUAUCGUACAAACGUUUAUAGAAUAUAGGUUAUAAAAAUAAACAAUAUCAUUUAAACAAUGGAAGAAUACAUGCAUUUGUGGAGAGGUGUUGAUAAAUUGUCAUUCACAUUUAGUGAAAAACCAAAUGGAAUAAUUAGCAAAUUAAUUGCCAUUAAGGAUUACAUUUUCGUAGCAACCAAUACUAAUUACUUAUAUUAUGGAGAAGUAUUAUUGGAAAAUGAUAUAUCUCCAACACUCAACCUUAAAAGAGCUCAGUUUGAUGCUGUUGAUAUAGCAUCUAAUACAAAUUAUUUAUUCAUUGUAAAUUCUAAAGGUCAUGUAUUAAAAGUAAAUCCUCAUGAUAUGAACAUUGUUGAAACAAUAAUACUUAAAGAGGAACCAAAAUGUUGUAGUCAUGGGUGCAGACAAGAAAAUGAAAUAAUUAAAGUAAAAUCUGUAGCAGUUAAUGAUUUUUCAGCAUUAUUUGUUACCGAAAAUGGACAACUUUGGGCGAGUGGAAAUCAACCAGAGAUAGAUAUCAAUAGUGCAGAACCUAAAAAAGUAAAAUUUUUUGAAGGAAGGACCAUAUCUCAGGUUACAUGUGGCUCUAAUUUUAAUGUUGCUACUCUAAGAAAACCAGCAAAGACUAUGAGAGAUGAUACGGAUAGUGAAAAUGAAUUAGAAGAAGAAGUUUUUGUAAAUUCAUGUCCUCAAUGUCUUAACAAUAUUAUGUUAAGUCCUGCAAGUAUAACAUCAUCAGAUACUUGCCCAAUGGGACUCCAUGUUCAACAGUUCAGUGAAGAUCGUUCUACUAAUUCUAUUAGCGCUUUAUCUACUGCCAGUAAAGAACAUGAUAUGCCUCUUGUUGAAGAAUGUGAUAGAAAAAAUCAUGAUAUUGUUACUGAAGAAGAUAAGGAAACAGAUUUGAAUAAUAUUUCUGAAUUAGAUAAAGAAGAAAAAAAGAAUGUAAUUUUUAUAAAUACAGAAGCAGCACGGCAGUUUUUAACAAGACAAUUAUCAUGGGUUUCAUCUUAUGGAAGUGUAAAAGAAGAAUCUAUUGAAAAUACAGAUAAUCCAACCAAAUUAAUCAAGCAAAAUGUUUCUAAUAUGGCUAAUUUUGUAUACGAAGGUGUCAAAAAUGUUAGUGAUAAAGUUGUUACACUCUCAAGACACAUGAGUGGAAGUUCAGACAUUAAUGAACUUAAAGAUGAGAACAAUGAGCAAUUAGAAGAACAAGCGGCAGAAUUGUCAAAACCUGGUACAAAUAAUUUAGCACUUAGUUUACGCUGUGAAGAAUUUCCCUGGUCAUCAAGUACUGGGUCAUUGGAACAUGAAUUAUCACAACAGGGAUUAAAUGAAAGAAUUAAUGUUCUAUCUCGUACAGGUAGUAACAUAUUGUCAACUGAACUUUGGACAUGGGGUGAUGUGCAAUAUGGACAAUUAGGGACAGGAGAUAAUAUUAAACGAAUAAGGCCAAUAUUGGUGGCAAAACUCAAUAAUACAGGACUUAGAAAAAUUGCUUGUGGUGCAUUCCAUGUAAUUGCAUUAACUUUAGAUGGUAGAGUAUUUGUAUGGGGAAGAAAUAAUUUUAAACAAGUUACAUUAAAUUCAAUAGCAGAUCAAAGUGCACCUCAGUUGUUUAGUACAAAAUUAUGUUCUAAUGAAAGAGCAAAAGAUAUAGCAGCUGGUACUGCUCAUAGCUUGAUAAUGAUGCAUCAUGGUUUAUAUUUCAUAGGGCAAUCAAGUAAAGCAGCAGAAAUGUUUCAAUUGGAUAUAGAAUCCACUGAGCAAUCUAGCACAAAACAAAUUUUUAGUUCUGGACAAUAUAGUUGUUGUUCCUUUAUAAAUGAACCUACAAUAAAUGUAAAUGAAGAUUUAGUGAAUAAUCAAAUAUUUUUAGAGCAGAUGAUAACAGUAUAUCAGAAUUUAAUUAAACCAUUCCAAAAAAAAGUGGGUGCAACUCAAGAAUCAAAUGUAUAUGAAACUAUGUGCCGUUGUUAUACAGAACUAUUGAAUUUCAGUGUACUAAAUGUUGUUAGUCUAUGGGAUUAUUUCAAACAUAUUGGAGAAGCAUAUGAAGUUGUAAUAAUUGCUAAUAUAGAAGAAUAUUCCACAGUUUAUAAAUAUUAUUUAAAUGUAAUUUGUGAUAUUAUUUCUUUUGGUGGCUUUAUAUACAUUGCAAAAAUAAUUGAAGUACCCCAGAUAGUAUCAAAUUUAUUUAUAGAUAAAAUGAAAGGAAAUGGAACGAAAAAAGUUAACAAUGAAAUCGCGAUAACCAUGGCACUACAGCAUCCACUGAAGAAUCUAGAUAAGUACAAGAAUAUGAUUCAAAGUUUAAUGAAAAGUAAUGGACAACGAAUGGGUAUUGAGCGACUGCAUGAUGCACUUAUGAAAUGGGAACAAUUAUGUGAUGAACAAGAGAAGCGACAAAAAGAGGCUGAAAUUACGAGAUCUUUUUGGGAAAAUUCAGGAAAAGUAGGGGAAUUAUUAAGAUCACCUGAGAGAAGACUUAUUAGAGAAUCACGAUCUCAUCCUAUAGCUUUAUUAAAUUCUGGAAGAUUUUCAACACAUUGGUUUAUUUUGUUAACUGAUAUAUUUAUCCAUGUAAGUGGAACAUACCAUACAGUGCAUCCACUUAAAACUCUGUGGGUUGAACCAUUAUCAGAUUCUGAAUCUUUACAGAAUGCUAUAUCAAUUGUAACACCAGAAGAUAGUUUUGUACUAUACACUCCAACACCCUCUGAGCGUAAUGAAUGGCUGCAUGCUUUACAAAACGCAAUAAAAUGCAGUGUACAAAGAGCAAUUGGAAUUGCUCUCCCAAUAGUACGUUCAACCUCAUUCUCUUUCACAAAGCACAGUGUUUUCAAGGAUGCGAAAUAUACUGGUCGUUGGUUAAAUGGUAAACCACAUGGAUCUGGAAAAUUAGAAUGGUCUGAUGGUCGAAUAUAUACUGGUCAGUUCCAUAAAGGUAUUAUUUAUGGUACUGGUAAAAUGGAAAUUCCAACACAAGGUAUAUAUGAAGGACAAUGGAAAGAUAAUCAACAAAAUGGUUUUGGAACUAUGAAGUAUGUAAACGGAGAUAUUUAUGAAGGCUAUUUUAAAGAUGGAUUACCACAUGGACAUGGUGUUAAAAAAGAAGGUCACUUUAUGGCUUCUGUAGCAUCUGUUUAUAUAGGAGAAUGGGCUGCAGGUGUUAAACAGGGAUAUGGAAUUAUGGAUGAUAUUAUGACUGGAGAAAAAUAUUUAGGAUCAUGGAACAAUGAUAUGAAACAUGGUUGUGGUUUGAUAGUUACACUUGAUGGUAUUUAUUAUGAAGGUGCCUUUAGUCAAGAUGUUCUAACGGGCUAUGGAGUUAUGGUGUUUGAAGAUGGUACUCAUUAUGAAGGAGAAUUUAAAUCUGCAGGAAUAUUUUGUGGAAGAGGUGUUCUAACAUUUCGUACUGGUGACAGAUUAGAAGGUAACAUAAAUGGUGCUUGGAAUGAAGGUGUGAAAGUUGUAGCUACAUUACACAUGAAUAAAGCUAGUGGAAAUGUCUCAGCUAACUCUAAACCAACAUCUUUUGGUAAAUUAUGUGUAGCACCAGAUCAGAAAUGGAAAGCUAUAUUUAGACAAUGCUAUCAACAGCUUGGUGUACCUGAAUCAACUGCUAAGGCCAGCUUCAAUGAAAAGUUUGCAGAGACACAGAAAGCUUGGCAAAAUGUAGCAGCUAUAAUUACAAAAUCUCAUCAGAAAACAUUACAACGAAAAAAGAUAUCUGGGAAUGCAUCAACAAAUAAAGAAAAAAAUAAUGAAAGUAUUGAUCAGUUGGAUAAAAUACCUUGUUUUGGUAAAGAUAAACUUACCAUCCAAAGUUAUAAAGAAGUACAUAAAUAUUUAAUACAAGCUUUUGAAAGUCCACAUCAUCCACUGGGUGCUUUAUUGACAGAAAUUGCAACAGUAUAUACAGCAACAUAUGGUGGUGUAAGAGUACAUCCCCUUUUAUUAAGCCAUGCUGUCUCUGAACUUCACAGUAUUACAUCAAGAAUAUAUGACAUAGUAACAUUAUUAUUUCCUGCAUUAUUAAGAGGUGGUAAGGAAUAUGUUUUAGGAUCCGAGGAUGAUGAUAAAAACGAGGGGCAAGUAAUAAGUGCAGCUGCAAUAUUACAUCCAAUAUUACUACCACGUGUGCAUUCAGCUCUUUUUGUGUUGUAUGCAUUACAUAAUAAGAAAGAAGAUGAUGCCUAUUGGGAAAGAUUAAUGAAAUGGAACAAACAACCAGAUAUAACUUUAAUGACCUUUUUAGAUGUUAAUCAAAAAUUUUGGAAGGAAGUAGCCACUAGUAAUUUUGGGGAAAAUUCAUAUCAAAAAGAAUCACAUUUCUGUGAAGCUAUAGAAGCUUUACAGCAACUAAAAACAACAUUCUCUCCUUUAGAAAAAUUGCUUGUUGUUAAAAAUACCUUUGAACAAAUGACACAAGCAGUUCAGAAACAUUUAGGUUCUACAUAUUUAUGGACAAUGGACGAAUUAUUCCCAGUAUUUAGUUUUGUUGUAGUACGUGCUAGUGUAUUACAAUUAGGUAGUGAAAUACAUUUUAUAGAGGAUUUUAUGGAACCGCGGUUACAAAAUGGAGAACUUGGAAUUAUGUUUACUACAUUAAAAGCAUGUUAUUAUCAAAUACUGCAGGAAAAAACAAAUGCCGUUGAUUAAAAUAUUUUUGAUGGUAAUAAUAGCCAUAAUGAACAUAAGUGCAUGAUAUAGGAUUAGUAAUUUUAAAUGAACAAAUUUUAUGUUACUUAAUAUAUA
Vespula vulgaris is the source of this 5244-nucleotide messenger RNA. It is a transcript of the gene Als2, whose product is annotated as alsin. NCBI's taxonomy places the organism in Eukaryota, Metazoa, Arthropoda, Insecta, Hymenoptera, Vespidae. The transcript has 14 exons. The coding region runs from base 541 to 5148 and encodes 1535 amino acids. The record is from RefSeq and is a predicted model, not a curated record.